Messenger RNA from Chinchilla lanigera (long-tailed chinchilla), 7223 nucleotides. RefSeq names its product sushi, nidogen and EGF-like domains 1 (gene Sned1). NCBI's taxonomy places the organism in Eukaryota, Metazoa, Chordata, Mammalia, Rodentia, Chinchillidae. Gene Ontology annotation, cellular component: protein-containing complex; plasma membrane. The record is from RefSeq and is a predicted model, not a curated record. The transcript has 30 exons. Gene Ontology annotation, biological process: Notch signaling pathway; heterophilic cell-cell adhesion; establishment or maintenance of epithelial cell apical/basal polarity. The coding region runs from base 232 to 4650 and encodes 1472 amino acids. Gene Ontology annotation, molecular function: Notch binding; calcium ion binding.
GAGGAGCCUGCGGGACCCACAGCGCCCUUAUGCUCUGUUCUCUGUUGGUGGACUUAGGAGCUGAAUGACACAGCAUGCCCAGCACCUUUGCUAAAGGCCCAGCUCCGAUUCCCCUCUUCCCAGUGGCAGAUGCUCGUCACCCAGAGUCCAGGACCAUGAGCGCAUUCACCUCGGCCCAGCACCCCAGUGAGCUCGAGGUCCUGUGACAGAGUGCUUUAGACUGGGCAGCUUAUGAACAACGGGUUUGUUUCUCACAGUUCUGGAGACAGCAAGGCCCUGUCAUACUCCAUGGCCAGGGAGGCCUGCUUCUUGGCGCUGAGGUGGGCCUUGUUACUGUGUCCUCACGUGCAGAAAGCAGCUCUCUGGGCUGUGAGGGCACUGAUCCCGGUGCGAGAGCCCCACCCUCAUGCCCUAAUCACCACCGAACACAUCGCCUGGGGGCUAAGGACUUCCGCCGUGAGUGUGGGGAACACAGUGGUUCAGCCCGUGGCAGCUGGUGUUAGCGGAGCAUCAAAGCUGAAAAAGCAGGCAAGGUUGUGCUCUGGGAAACACGCCUGCGCCCAUGAGUGGCAGAGCUGGGCCUGGCAGAGCUGCCCCCCGAGCCCAGCUCAGCCCUCGGCUUCCUGCCCGCAGGUGAACAAUAACGGGAUCAUCUCCUUCCUGAAGGAGGUCUCUCAGUUCACGCCCGUGGCCUUCCCCAUCGCCAAGGACCGCUGUGUGGUGGCGGCCUUCUGGGCAGACGUGGACAACCGGCGUGCGGGCGACGUGUACUACCGGGAGGCCACCGACCCGGCCACGCUGCACAGAGCCACCGCAGACAUCAGGCGCUACUUCCCCGAGCUCCCGGACUUCUCGGCCACUUGGGUUUUCAUCGCCACGUGGUACCGAGUGACCUUCUUUGGAGGCAGCUCCUCCUCCCCAGUCAACACAUUCCAGACCAUACUGAUCACCAACGGCAAGGUCUCCUUCACCAUCUUCAACUAUGAGUCCAUCACCUGGACCACAGGCACCCAUGCCAGCAGUGGGGGUGAUGCCACUGGCCUGGGGGGCAUUGCAGCCCAGGCAGGCUUCAACGCAGGCGACGGGCAACGCUACUUCAGCAUCCCUGGCUCGCGCACGGCAGACAUGGCCGAGGUGGAGGCCACUACCAACGUGGGCGUGCCCGGGCGCUGGGCGUUCAGAAUCGAUGAUGCCCAGGUGCGCGUGGGGGGCUGCGGCCAUACAACCUCCGUGUGCCUGGCCCUGCGCCCGUGCCUCAAUGGCGGCAAGUGCAUCGACGACUGUGUCACUGGCAACCCCUCCUACACCUGCUCGUGCCUUGCCGGCUUCACAGGGCGGAGGUGCCAGCUGGACGUGAACGAAUGCGCUUCACGCCCGUGUCAGAAUGGUGGGACCUGCACACACGGUGUCAACAGCUUCAGCUGCCAGUGCCCAGCCGGCUUCAGGGGUCCCACCUGUGAGUCAGCCCAGUCCCUGUGUGACAGCAAAGAGUGUCAAAAUGGCGGCCAGUGCCAGGGCGACAGCGGCUCUGCAGUGUGCGUGUGCCGCCCCGGCUACACAGGGGCCUCCUGCGAGACAGACGUGGAUGAGUGCAGCUCUGACCCGUGCCUAAAUGGAGGAGCCUGCGUGGACCUGGCGGGGAACUACAGCUGUGUGUGUGCGGAGCCCUUUGCCGGACCUCACUGUGAGACAGGAAGCCGCCCACUGCCGGACGCCUGCUUCUCAGCACCUUGCGAGAACGGGGGCACAUGUGUGGAUGCAGACCAGGGCUACGUGUGCGAGUGCCCUGAAGGCUUCAUGGGCCUGGACUGCAAGGAGAGAACCCACAACGACUGUGAGUGCCGCAAUGGAGGCAGAUGCCUGGGUGCCAACACUACCCUCUGCCAGUGCCCCCCAGGCUUCUUUGGGCUCCUCUGUGAAUUUGAGGUCACAGCCACACCUUGCAACAUGAACACCCAGUGCCCGGACGGGGGCUACUGCAUGGAGUACAGUGGGAGCUACCUGUGUGUCUGCCACACAGAUCACAACAUCAGCCACUCCCUGCCAUCCCCCUGCGACUCGGACCCUUGCUUCAACGGAGGCUCCUGUGACGCCCACGACGACUCCUACACGUGCGAGUGCCCGCGCGGGUUCCACGGCAGGCACUGCGAGAAAGCCCGGCCACACCUGUGCAGCUCGGGGCCCUGCCGGAACGGGGGCACGUGCAAGGAGGCAGGUGGCGAGUACCACUGCAGCUGCCCCUACCGCUUCACCGGGAGGCACUGUGAGAUCGGGAAGCCAGACUCAUGCGCCUCAGGCCCCUGUCACAAUGGCGGCACCUGCUUCCACUACAUCGGCAAAUACAAGUGUGACUGUCCCCCAGGCUUCUCUGGACGGCACUGCGAAAUAGUCCCAUCCCCCUGCUUCCGGAGCCCAUGUUUGAAUGGGGGCACCUGUGAGGAUCUGGGCACAGAUUUCUCCUGUCACUGCCAAGUAGGGUACACAGGGCGCUGGUGCCAGGCAGAGGUGGACUGCGGCCAGCCUGAGGAAGUGAGACAUGCCUCCGUGCGCUUCAAUGGGACUCGCAUGGGCUCUGUGGCCCUGUACGUGUGUGACCACGGCUACAGCCUGAAUGCCCCUAGCCACUUCCGCAUCUGCCAGCCACAGGGUGUCUGGAGCCAACCUCCUCAGUGUCUCGAAGUGGACAAGUGCCAGUCUCAGCCUUGCCUGAAUGGGGGCUCCUGCCAGAGUCAAGCUGCUGGGUACCAGUGUCUCUGCAGUGCAGGGUACGAGGGAGCCCGCUGCGAGCUGGACAUGGACGAGUGCCAGGCACAGCCUUGCAGAAACGGGGGCUCCUGCAGGGACCUCCCGGGGGCUUUCAUCUGCCAGUGCCUCACAGGCUUCGUUGGAGUCCACUGUGAGACAGAGGUAGAUGCUUGUGACUCCAGCCCCUGCCUGCAUGGAGGCCGCUGUGAGAACGGCGGUGGGGCCUACCUGUGUGUCUGCCCGGAGGGCUUCUUCGGCUAUCACUGUGAGACAGUGAGUGACCCCUGCUUCUCUAGCCCCUGUGGGGGCCGAGGCUACUGCCUAGCCAGCAACGGGUCCCACAGUUGCACCUGCAAGGUGGGCUACACAGGCAAGGACUGCGGCACAGAGCUCCUCCCACCAACGGCCCUCAGGGUGGACAGAGUGGAGGAGAGUGGGGUCUCUAUCUCCUGGAGCCCCCCCGACAGCCCCACCGCUAGGCAAGUGCUGGAUGGUUAUGCAGUCACUUACGUCUCCUCCGAUGGCUCCUACCGCCGCACGGACUUUGUGGACAGGAGCCGCGCCUCACACCAGCUGCGGGCCCUGGCACCGGGCCGGGCCUACAAUAUCUCCGUCUUCUCGGUCAAACGCAAUACCAACAACAAGAAUGACAUCAGCCGGCCAGCAGCGCUGCUCGCCCGCACACGACCCCGCCCUGUAGAGGACUUCGAGGUCACCAACGUGACAGCCAACACUAUCUCAGUGCGCUGGGCACUGCACAGGAUCCACCACGCCACUGUCAGCAGGGUGCGCGUGUCCAUCCUCCACCCAGAGGCUCCUGAGGCCCAGGCCACCGAUGUGGACAGGAGCGUGGACCAGUUCACAUUUGGGGCCCUGCUGCCAGGAAGGAGAUAUACAGUGUGGGUGGCCACCCUCAGUGGGCCUGGGGGAGCAGAGCAUCCCACCGAGAGCCGGGCCUCAGCGCCGCUGCCCGUGUGGACCCGGCCGCUGCCACCAGCAAACCUGACUGCCUCCCGUGUCACAGCCACCUCUGCCCACAUGGUCUGGGAUGCCCCCACACCAGGAGUAUCGCUAGAGGCUUACGUCAUCAACGUGACCACCAGCCAGAGCACCAAGAGCCGCUACGUCCCCAAUGGGAAGCUGGUGUCCUACACAGUGCGCGAUCUGCUGCCUGGGCGGCGGUACCAGCUCUCGGUGACAGCUGUGCAGGGCACAGAGCAGGGCCAGCUGCACAGUGAGCCCACCCACCUCUACAUCAUCACGUCCCCCAGGGACAGUACCGACAGACGCUGGCACCAGGGAGGACACCACCCACGGGUACUCAGGAAUAGACCACCCCCUGUGCGCCUGCCAGAGCUGCGCCUGCUCAAUGACCAUAGCCUCCCUGAGGCACCAACCCAGCCGCCCAGGUUCUUGGAGCUUGUAGAUGGACGGGGACGUGUGAGUGCCAGGUUUAGUGGCCCACCCAGCAAACCAGUCACCUCAAGAUCACAACCCACCAGCCUGGUGCCACUUGAGAACACGGAGGAGGCCCCUGAGCAGGUCUACCUGGCCCUCCAGCUCCCUGAGCGCACCGACAAGGACACGGAACGUGCCCAGGGAAGCUGCUCAGAAGAUGCCUGUCACAACGGAGGCACCUGCGUGCCUGGCGCCGACACCUACAGCUGUGACUGUGGGCCAGGGUUCAAAGGCAGGCGCUGUGAGCUUGCCUGUGAAAAGGUGCCUCGCCCCUGCACGAGGCUGUUCUCGGAGACGAAGUCUUUUCCAGUCUGGGAGGGAAGCGUCUGCCACCACAUGUAUAAAAGAGUCUACAAAGUUCACCAAGAUGUCUGCUUCAAAGAGCGCUGUGAAAGCACAAGCCUCAAGAAACCCCAACCAGGAAACAAAGUAACAGUCAAACACUGAAGAAACCUUAAGGUGCCUUACCCAGCCAACCUGAGAGCUGUUGGCCAGAGGGAAAGGUGGGCCCAUCUGCCCCAGGCCAAGCACUGCGGCUCCUCUUGGCACUGCCACAGCAAGCACGCGGGCUCUGCUAUUAUAACCCUGACCAGAGGCUGUGGAAUCCCACCCACGCCUCCCAGCAGGCAUAACCUGGUCAGCCUCAGACACAGUCAUCUUCAGGUGGAAAUAAGUCCCACUGUCUCAAGGGGAAGGAGAGUAGCUGGAAGAGGGCCUUCAAGGAGGCUGGAGACUACCCAGAAGACCACCUGGCCCCCUGGAGGGAAACCGGAUCAGGUGGUGGGAGGGCAAGGAAGGCUGAGAACCCUAGGGGUAUGAGAAGAGCAUCCUACUGUGAAUGGCGUUCUACUGGAAGGAAAAUGGGCUGAGGCCUUGGCCAAGCAACAUCUGGGAGGUCCUGAAGACAGCAGACACUGGUAUUUCCCACAUCAUCAACUCUGAAAUCAAAGAAAUGCUACCUUUGUUUGAUCCAGCAUUUCCCAGACUCUUCUGCAGAUGAAACUCUGCAUCAUGCUCACCUCCCUGCAUGUGCUCUGCUGACUCUUAAAGAGCACUGUUAUUCACAACUGAUUGGAAAAUACUGAGUGGGGCCACAGAAACACGCCUGCAGCCUGAAGCCCACUCCACACCGAACUUCUCAGCUGCACGAUGUCAGUGGGAUGAAAGCUGUGGCCUCCAGCAGCUGCCUGCACUGCCUCUGGACAAGCUGGCCUUGUAGGGCAGGAGUUGCCUCCAUCAGGAGCCACCUUGGGCAGUCUCCCUUCUCUUCCACAGCUCAGGAGAAGAGGAAAUGUCACUCAAAGGGCAUAGACCAGCCAGAACCAUGGGGCUUCUGGGAUUGUCUCACACAAAUGAGGGGUCCACAUCAUAGGGCGCACUGGGUACAGCUCUACAGGCAUCAGAAGAACAAGCUGUCAGACGAGGCCUAUGUGACGGAGCACGUAGCACAGCCAGGCUGGCUCAGAUGUGAAGUCUGUCAAGAACAGCUGGCAGCACUCAGUUCCUGUCCCCUCCCCUCUCACCUCUAAAGACACACACAACACUCCACGGUGUGCAAGCAACUGAGUCCUGGUAGGGACCAAGAGUUCAUAAACAUCCUCAGGGCUUGAAAUAUUUCAUGGCAAAGCACCUGAAAUAUUAAUGUGUAUCUUUUAAAAACUCAUCUAGCAAAUGUUUCUAUGAAAACUGUGCAAGCCCCAAUUAAUUAUCAAAUACUGAUUUAUAGAAGUUUUAUUCUGAAACAAUGAGGAAACUACAGAGGAAACAAAUACAUCCACCUGGACACCAAUCCAAGAACAAUACAAAAAUUCUCUGUAAUCCAGAGCAGCCUCAGCGAGGAGACCCGGUAUCACCAAGAGGAAGAGGGAGAGGAAAGCAGCCUGCAGACUCAAGUGAAGCCUCAAGGCUGAGCGCAGACAGCCCUGAAGUCAGGGUGAGUCUGGGCCUCCACUCCCUGCCCUCCACACACAGCCAGGCUGGAAUUCUGACACUGGAAGAAGAUGGGGUCUCUAGGGACAGUGCUUAUGGCCUCCAGAAAAGGGAGUCAUGCAGAAGGCAGGCAGUAUGCGUCCUCCUCCUCAUGCCUCACUUUGUUUUUCCUUCAAAGGCUUUGGGAUGUGCCUGUCACUGUCUACCCGCCUCAAGCGUUGCUAAAACCCAGAAAGAUGAUGUCUAACAACUGGAUCAUAAAGAGCCCCUGAGAGACAGGGUUCUAGCUGGAGGCAGCCCCUUCUGCAACCUCCAGAAAACAGACUACUACACACACCACCAUACCUGGUGACUCCUCCAGGACAAGUCACUUGUGAGGCACUGAAGCCCCUGUAAUCUAACCCAGGGUGUGGUUACUCAGAGGUGUAGUCUGUGCCCAAGUGCAGAAGUAUGCAGUGCACCCAGGGUAGCAGGGCUUCUGUGGCAAUGUUCCUGCAGCACUCAAAAACCAGCUCUCAGACUCCAGUUUCAGAGAGAGAAGCCUCCCUUGAUCCCUAACACAUGGAGGAGACAAGACCUCCGCCAGCUUCCAAAACCUAGACCAGUGGGAUGCACAGGGUGGAGACAAGGGAGCCACCCACUCCAUGCCUCCAGUUUAUGCUGUCUGGACUAGUGUGACAGAAAGAGGAAAUGUUCAUUACUACUAAAGGGGAGCUUAGUUUUAAUCUAUACAUGGGUUGGCACUUUUUCUAAAGUUCCAGGUGGUUUUUUGGGCUUUGCAGGCCUCUGUGACAACCACUCAGCUCAGCCACUGGCACAAACCACCACAGAGGUGCAACUGGAUGGGGUGGUUGUUCCAAUAAAACGUCCUUUACAAAAGCAGGUGGUGGCCAAAUUGGCCCACAGUCUACGGUCACCUAGGCUUGACUUAGAGGAAGCCAUGCUCUGGACCUGUGGACAUUCACAAAACAAAGCUAUCCAGACCCUUGCUCAGAAAACCAUGCCACACCCCAGAGGUCUCAUUCAUUUAUAAAAAUAUCCUUUGAAGUUGUAUUUUAGGCCAUCUGUUUUUAUUAAAUUUUACAUGCACA